Molecule: messenger RNA, 645 nt
Organism: Cydia amplana
Lineage: Eukaryota; Metazoa; Arthropoda; Insecta; Lepidoptera; Tortricidae
Exons: 1
Coding region: 1-645 (214 amino acids)
Source: RefSeq, a predicted model, not a curated record
AUGGUCUUGUUGAGUCCAUCAGUUAGUGCACUUAGAAAGCUGCUCGGGAUUUGUGAAGGGUAUGCGGUCGCCCAUGGCCUCAGGUAUAAUGUACAGAAGAGCGAGUUCCUAGUAUUCAAGCCAAAGGGGGGCACCGUGGGUACGGUUCCAGCGGUGUACCUGUACGGAACGGAACUUAAACGAACCUCGCAGUUUAAGUACCUGGGGCACUGGGUGACGGAAGACCUGUCGGACGGCGUGGAUAUAGAGAGAGAAAGGAGAUCCAUGGCGCUGGCGGUACGCUGUAACAUGCUCGCCCGCAGGUUUGCACGAUGUACGAGGCAGGUAAAAAUCACUCUUUUUAAGGCCUAUUGUCAGAGUUUCUACACGUGCAGCCUGUGGGUGAGGCAUUCUACGAGUACCCUCAAUACACUGAGGGUACAAUAUAAUAAUGCAUUUAGGAUGCUGAUGGGGCUGCCGCGCUACUGCAGUGCCUCGGGUAUGCUCACGGAGGCUAGGACAGACGGCUUUCACGCCAUUUUGCGUAAACGUGCGGCAUCCCUGAUGCGACGCGUGUGCGCCAGCCCCAACAGCCUCCUACGUGUGGUGGCCAGCAGGCUGGAUUGCCCGUUCCAAUACCACUGGGUGAAAUUACAUGUCCGGUGA